AUCGGCGCGAGUGGUGGAGGUAAAGAGCCGGGUUUCCGUUCUAGAGCGCGUUCGCGGCGUAGCGUAGCGGACGGCGACGAGGCGGGAGAGGCGAAAGGCGACGCGCGGGAGAAGUGGAAAGCCGGGAAAAGAGAGCCGACGAAGGAAAGAGAAUCGGGGGUCCACAACAAAAUCGCUUAAUCGCUUUGCGCCACCGUCCGCAACGGAACACAGCCCAUCCGUCGCCGCCAUCGCAGUGCCCCCUAUAGUGUGCAUGCAUGUUCCUCGCUUUCUCUCUCCUCCUCUUUCUCUCUCCCUCCCUCCCUUUCUCCCCCAUUUACCCCUUUCUCCUUCUCUCUCGCUAGCCUAGUCUCGCGCUCCGUCUUUCUCUCCUUCUCCCUCUCCCUUUCCCUCUCCCUUCCUCGCCUUCGCGGUCUCUCCCGCUGUCUCUGUCUCCCCGUGAUUCGCUAUGCCACUUCGGACCGCGACGUUUUCACGGGCAAUCCGUGAGUGACAGCUGCCAGUGGCCAACGCGGUGAGUGCGUGUGUCUCUCGCUCGACGACUGACAACGGCCAAUACACCGGCUGUGCGUGCGUGCGUGACAGCUUGCGUGCGUGCGUGCGCGCGAAUACGCGCGGGUAAAUACGUAAUUUGACGAGGCCGUCCGUUUCGUUUCGCGCCCUGUUCCGAAACCGUGUGUUUAAUCAUCUGAUACGACGAAAGUGUGUACUUAUCCCCCCGGACCUUGGAGCAACGCGGGGGUUGGCGAUUACCACGGACCGGAUCAUCGCCACCGUUGCUGCUACUGCUGCUGCUGCUACUACUACUACUACUUCUACUACUGCCGCUGCUGCUCCGCUAAGAUUUGAUUUGUGGGUCAGGUCAUGGUAAGCGGCGGCAUGGCCGGGCAGCACUACUGCCUGCGCUGGAACAAUUACCAGUCGACAGUGACGUCCGUGUUUCACCAGCUCCUGCAGACCGAAACCUUCGUCGACGUUACCCUGGCAUGCAACGAGGCCUCGUUAAAAGCGCAUAAGGUGGUGCUGUCGGCUUGUAGUUCCUACUUUCAAAAACUUCUGCUGUCGAACCCUUGUAAACACCCGACCAUCAUCAUGCCGCAGGACGUGUGCUUCAACGACCUCAAGUUCAUCAUCGAGUUCGUCUACCGCGGGGAGAUCGACGUCUCACAAGCGGAGCUUCAGUCGCUUUUGAAGACGGCCGACCAGCUGAAGAUCAAGGGCCUGUGCGAGGUGCCGGAGAACAGGGACGGUCCGCCACCCGUGAGCCUCAGUUCGCCGCCGAGGGAAUCCGGCACCCCGAGAUUGAACUACACGAAGCUGAAGAAGCACCAUCAACGGUACAAGCGACCCAGAAUCGAGCGGCCCACGUUCGAGCCGCGCGCAACCGAUCCAAGACACUACGAGCGUUACAAAGAGGAAGAGGCGAUUACAAUCAACGAUUAUAGCCUCGAUAACAAAGAGAAUCACCGGGAUUGGCAAGCCGAAGAUGAAGAGUGCACGGAGACAGCAACAGCAGCAGUAGCACUGGAAACUUGCCAACGUAACAACAACAACAACAACGGUAACGGCGCGAGUAACAACAACAACGGUGACAUGUUCUGUCACACAGGGCUAGGUCACUAUGGCCAUCAUCCUGAUCCCGGGGAGGUCGAUUUACCCCCCGAAACCCAACCCACUCCACCCAGCGCCACCUUGGUCGGCACUACCAUCACUCAUCUAAGGGAUCCGGAUCAUCAUUCUACAGAGAUUCAGAACUGCGAUAGCGAGAUUAAGAUCAAAUUCGAAACAUUGCACACGAUGGACUCUUCGGACACGAUCGACAUAGACAGCCACAUGUCAGAUCGGGCUAGCGUGAGCUCGAAAAAUGCCGCCGACAGUGACAACAUGAUGAUGAUAACACCAGAGCUACUUGGACUGAUGCCAUCGGGAAGCUCCGGCCAGUCGGACUCAGGCGACAACAAUUCGAGGGGGCAUUCUGGACAGUCCAGCUCGCAUCAUCACGGCUCGAAAUCGUGGACGCAGGAGGACAUGGACGCCGCUCUAGAUGCAUUGAGGAAUCAUAAUAUGAGUCUGACAAAAGCAUCGGCAACGUUUAAUAUUCCCUCGACGACUCUGUGGCAACGGGCGCAUCGACUGGGUAUCGACACGCCCAAAAAGGAUGGUCCCACGAAAUCUUGGAGCGACGAAAGCUUAAACAAUGCUUUAGAAGCUUUACGUACCGGCACCAUUUCGGCUAAUAAAGCAUCUAAGGCAUUCGGCAUACCUUCUAGCACAUUGUAUAAGAUCGCGAGGAGGGAAGGCAUCAGGCUGGCCGCACCGUUCAAUGCAAGUCCCACGACGUGGACGCCUGCCGAUCUGGAUCGCGCUUUAGAAGCGAUAAGAUCUGGUCAAACGUCCGUUCAGAGAGCGUCGACAGAAUUCGGCAUACCCACGGGGACAUUGUAUGGAAGAUGUAAGCGUGAAGGAAUCGAACUUAGUAGGAGCAAUCCCACGCCAUGGAGCGAGGAUGCCAUGACUGAAGCUCUCGAGGCUGUCAGAUUAGGGCACAUGAGCAUCAAUCAAGCAGCAAUCCAUUAUAAUCUGCCGUAUUCGUCAUUGUACGGGCGUUUCAAGAGAGGCAAAUACGAAGAACCCGUCGUCGGCGACAUCUCGCAGGAUGGCAGCAGUCCACAUUUUCAUCAGAGUCCCAAUCAGAAUCACUCGUCCGCCCUUCCAGAUCAAAUGCCUUAUCCGGGCAGCUGAAACUUACCUCUUUACUAGAGUAUUAAGUUAGCUUAAGCUCCAAACUUUUCGAUUCGUCACUGCAGCUCCUCAAAUUCUUUAAUAAAUACGCGAAGGAAGGAAUUCCAACGGAUUAGAGGCCGAUCGAAGAAUGCCAUUAUAAAAACACACUAUAAUAGUGGAGGGCACGAUUUACCCGCAGUAUUAAAGGCGGAUCGCUGUAAGCGAGCAUUAUGUACAUUGUAUGAUUUUUAUGUUGGGACAAGAGAAAAAAUUUAGAUUAUACUGUAAUAAUUUAUAAGAAUUAUUUAUAAAGAGAACAUACUGUACAGAGACCGGGGGACAUCGACCCCCAACGAAAACUACUUUUAGCACCUAAGUCAGUUAAUGAGACGAUGGAUGAGAAUAGAUAUUAUGACGGACGACAGUAUCCUGUUAAUUGAAAUCACGUCGCAAGAGAGAGGUAACAUCGUUCGUUUAAUUAUCAUUAUGUUGUAAUUAAUAUAUUAUAGGAUUUAUAGUAACGAACGACAUCAAUGAAGAUGCUUUCGAAACUCGAACCUGUAUCUUCGUAAGACAACAUACUGAAUUAUCUCGCAUUCAUGAUUUUCGGAUCGAAGAGAAUUUACAUAAUGAUUUCGCAUAAUGAGGAUACUUCGUGAGUAUAUGUCGAUACAGGGAGAGAAUAUACAUAUAAUUUAGUGUGUUAUCCACAAAAAUUACAUACGAAAAUGGCGUUAUAAUAUGUGCGAAUGGCUAAAAUAAGGUGAUAAAAGCAUAAAGUUUAUUACGAUUUAAAGGAUAUGAUUUUAUUGUUUCUCGAUGUUUUGUUUUUCUUUAUUUCAUACGAAAUUUGCAAGAAUGUUCUGUUUAUCUCCGUUGUGUCAAAUUAUAUAUUUUUUAAUCAAUACUCUUUCAAAGUAAAAUAGCUUACGACUGUUGGCUGUUCUAAUAGUAUUUCGAUGAUAACUUACAUGAGCGCUAAUAUUUUAAAUGUUAUAUUCCGCGUAAUAGACUGAUGAGUAGAAUCUUAUUGAUUUUUUAUUUAAGUUUUUUUUAUUUUAUUGUUAAAGACACAAAAAGCAUUUUUUUUUUUUUUUUAAGAAAAAAGUUUUUCCAUGAAAUGGAAAAGCAGUAUUUAUGAGUAGGUACAGCUUUUAUCGGUUUCUUAGAAAAAUUUAAGAUUCCCUCUCAGCUCAACUGCCACUUGUAUAAAUAUGUUACACACAUUAAUUUAUCAUGCUCACACUUAUAUUACAUAAAAGUAUACAUAUAGAUAUAUGCUACUUAUAUAAAUAUAUAUAUAUGUACAGUUUAUAUAUAUUUUAAAUUAAAAAGUAAUGCAAUCAAACUUAUGUGU
Molecule: messenger RNA, 4081 nt
Organism: Cataglyphis hispanica
Lineage: Eukaryota; Metazoa; Arthropoda; Insecta; Hymenoptera; Formicidae
Gene: Psq
Product: protein bric-a-brac 2
Exons: 9
Coding region: 865-2742 (625 amino acids)
Biological process (GO): regulation of transcription by RNA polymerase II
Cellular component (GO): nucleus
Molecular function (GO): protein binding; DNA binding
Source: RefSeq, a predicted model, not a curated record